AUGGGGUUGACGCAGCGAAUCUCAAAAUGGCUGCCCUCUUCGCCGAGUCUCCCUGUGGAUGACGUUUCGCGCGAAAAGGGCCGCAACAUUUCCAGGUUCGCGUUUUUCAAGAGAAGAAUACGCUUGAAGGGCAAUUCAUCGAUUUCUAUACCAUUGGGAUUUGUUUUACUAUUUCCAUGCCUUGUAAUAGUCCUGGUUUUGCUUCUUUUUGUCCGACACCCUUCUUCUCCCGGUGGUAUUCUAAUCCCAGCUGGCACACCUCCAUCUAUAAGUGAAAAGCAUGACAAGGUCUUCGCCUCGGGAUGUCUGCAGGUCGAGAAAGAGGUUGAGGGUAAGCGUGCGAAUGCCGCGUUUGUCGUUCUCGCUAGGAACAAGGAAUUGGACGGAGUCAUCCAGUCUUUGAAGUCAAUUGAGAGACAUUUCAACCGAUGGUUCCACUAUCCUUAUGUGUUCCUGAACGACGGCGAUUUUGAUGACACUUUCAAGGAUACCGUGAAGAAUUAUACAAGUGCUCCUGUGGAAUUCGGCAAAAUUGACGAUACCAUGUGGGGUUAUCCUAAAUGGGUUGACCACGAAGUGGCAAAGGAAGGCAUCAGAAAGCAGGGCGACGCCGCUAUCAUGUAUGGUGGAAUGGAGAGUUACCACCAUAUGUGCAGAUUCUAUUCUGGAUUCUUUUACAAACAUCCCCUUCUCAUGAAGUACGAAUGGUACUGGCGUCUGGAGCCAGAGAUCAGCUACUUCUGUGACAUAACCUACGACCCUUUCGUCAAAAUGGCUGAAGCAAAUAAAACAUAUGGAUUUACGAUUGCUGUCAAAGAACUCCGUGAGACUGUCCCUAACAUCUUCCGCUAUGCCUCGGCCUAUAAGCGGAAGCACAAUCUCGAGUCAAAGGGACUUUGGGAGAUGUUCCUCGAAAGGCCACCUGAGGAGGAGCCUAAGCCCGAGGAAGGGAAACAGGACAAGCUUCCGGAGGAAAUCCUGCAGAAUGAGCCUGGAGAGAAUACUGUUCCCGAUGUCGACCCUGAGGCCAUGGAAGGCGAAAAGUAUAACAUGUGCCAUUUCUGGAGUAACUUUGAAAUCGCACGCUUGGAUUGGUUCCGCAGUAAGGAAUACGAAGAAUUUUUUGAAAUGAUGGAUAGGAGUGGUGGUUUCUGGAUGGAAAGAUGGGGUGAUGCGCCCAUCCACUCGCUAGCUGCAGGUGUUCUUCUGUCGCCCAGCGACAUCCACUACUUCCGUGAUUUUGGGUACCGUCAUACGACCAUCCAACAUUGCCCCGCCAACGCUCCCGCCCGACAACUCCCACGAAUCCCGUGGCUCGAAAUGACCACGGAAGAUGAGAAAGCGCGGUUCGAAGAGGACGAGUAUUGGGCAAAUGCCGACCCCGUGAAAGAGAACGGUGUCGGUUGCAGGUGCAGAUGUGACACAGAUAUCGUGGAUGUUGAGGGUAAACAAGGCAGCUGUCUUGCCGAGUGGGUAGAAGUUGCGGGAGGCUGGGCUUCUCCCUAG
Molecule: messenger RNA, 1506 nt
Organism: Aspergillus oryzae RIB40
Lineage: Eukaryota; Fungi; Ascomycota; Eurotiomycetes; Eurotiales; Aspergillaceae
Product: glycosyltransferase family 15 protein
Exons: 5
Coding region: 1-1506 (501 amino acids)
Biological process (GO): protein N-linked glycosylation; cell wall mannoprotein biosynthetic process
Cellular component (GO): membrane; Golgi apparatus
Molecular function (GO): alpha-1,2-mannosyltransferase activity
Source: RefSeq, a predicted model, not a curated record